Molecule: messenger RNA, 2498 nt
Organism: Eufriesea mexicana
Lineage: Eukaryota; Metazoa; Arthropoda; Insecta; Hymenoptera; Apidae
Product: leukocyte surface antigen CD53
Exons: 9
Coding region: 644-1507 (287 amino acids)
Cellular component (GO): plasma membrane
Source: RefSeq, a predicted model, not a curated record
GGGUCGACGUAAGAGCGAGAGGCGAGCAGCGAGAGAGAAGGAGCGAGUGUACCGCUCCCGAGUCAGAUGACGUCGGGGCUGCCAGCAUUUACCCUCGGCAGUAGCGUCGCGAUCGUACGCGCCUGGAUCCUCUAUCGGUGUUUCGGGGUGAGAUCCAUCGGAGGAGUCGCGGAAACUGCGAGAGUUGGCACGUGAGAUUGGUACAUCGAUUUUCCGCGUUCGCAGCCGCCUUUAGAGCAGUCGAAACAUCGUUACCUUCCCUGUGCACAGUCUCGAUCACUGUGUCCCCGAUCCCGGAGGAUCCCUGGUGCUCGUGAAUCGAACAACUCGGGCAGAGAGUGGAAGGACGAGAGGUUAAACGACCCAGUGCCGAGGACCGUGAACCACCUGUGAAUCGAUGUAUACAGAAGAACAGAGAUACAUUGGGUAGAGAUUGAUCUGACUGGAGAUCAGGCUCUGGCUUUUGUCUCGGGAGCGCUGCUCGCAUUUUUGCGCUUCGUUUCCCGCCCUUGUUCUCCUCGAGUAAGCGUCAACAGGGAGCAGGAGAAUCAACAGGACCCAGCAACCGCCUAUCCCUUUCACAGAGGCUGUUUACAUCACUCGCACUGAUUGAUGACUAUUUGAUGUCUUGAAAACGAUCGGCAUGAAGUACUUGAAAGUCGUUCUAUUCACAUUCAACUUAUUGAUAUGGUUGGCCGGGUGUACAGUACUGAUGAUAGGAGUAUGUCUGCUGUUGGAAUCAAGCAAAGGGCACCUGUUAAAUCUUUUCGUGCCCGACGCGGCGCCGCACGAAACCAUUAACCGGGUAGCUUACAGCUUGCUUGGCCUCGGUUUCACGGUGUUGACGGUUGGUUUCUUCGGAUGUCGAGCUGCUGUUCACGGGAACCAAUGCAUACUGGCCACCUAUAUGAGCAUGCUCGUGGCACUGAUCGUCACAGAGCUCGUGACAGCAGCUGUCGGUGGACUAAUGACGUUCCGGAUACUUUCCGGAUUAGAGGAGCGACUGAUCAGCAAGCUGGCCGAUGACUAUGGCGACGAACCGACCAGCGACAUCCCCUUCAGCCAUAGUCUCGACUUUGCGCAGUACAAGUUUAAUUGCUGCGGAAUACAUGGAUACGAGGACUACAAUGGCACAGCCUGGUGGAGGGACAAGCAGAUUUCGGGGAGCAGGAAGCAGGUCCCUCUCACGUGCUGCAUUUUAAGAAAUACAGAGGCAACAGAUACAGGAAGUCCAAUGAGUGUCGUGUCAAGAGUGUUUCAUAAACAUACCGAGAAACCGUGGUUAAAUCCGAAACCAAAGGACGAAGCAGCAUGUCAAGUGGAAGACAAAGAAGGACACGAUGGAUAUCGGCAUAAAGAGGGCUGUCUCGCCAAAAUUACAAGUUGGUUGCAGUACGAGAGCUUCACCUUAGUAUUCCUGGGUAUGACAAUGGCUGGUAUACAAACAUUCGGUAUAAUAACCUCAGCUUUCCUUUGUCGAACGAUAAGGGACAUGCAAAUGGAUUGAGUCGUGGAUGCCAGAUGCACAAAGCGGAAGAAAAAGCAAGUUCCAAUACACGUUCGGUUUGCGAGGAAGUCAGAGCGUUGUUUCGAUGUUUCAACCGUUCACAACCGACGAUUCUUGCGAUGAAGGCACUCGAUCGAGGAAACAACGAUUGCACAGUGGCUAUAACCGGACAUCGCGAGGAAAAUUGUACGGGAAUUUUCGUCAAGGGGCUUGAACAUCACCGAGUCAUCUGGCCAAAGGGAUCCUCCUCAUUUCUCAAGAACGCUCGAUGGUUGCGAAACUUAUCGUAGGAUAGAAAGCUGUGCUUGCUCGAAACCUUCCAAACCAUACCCGUCCCUUAUGUGUGUUUCGUCGUAGGUUUAUCUCGUGAGAAGGAAGAAAGAGGUCUAUAAGAUUCUGUAAAUAAAGCGUUAUCCUCUUCGUACACCGCGAUUCUACCGUUUGCAAGUAGCACUUCUGGUACGACUCGUCGCGUUCUGGCUAUGAUCUAGCCACGCUCGACAUACCGCAGUCAUAUAUGUUUCAUUACGGGUGGAUCUGUAAAUAUGGAUCUAUAAAUAUGCGUAACAACGACGAGCAGAUUCGUAGGAUGAAUCAACUUACUCGCGACACGAUGCAUGCGAAUUUGUCGAGAGGUUAUGUGAUUUCUGUAUGCACAUUGGCAAACGUAUAUGUUCGAAACUACCUUGUGAUCUUUUUAACGAGAAGAGUCGUACACUGUCGAUGAGUAAAUGCAUGCGACAUCGAUGUAUAUGUGUGUGAUAGGAGUUCGUAACCCGCGUAAUAGCAGCUUAAGAAAAAUCGACUCGUGUCCAGAAACAAAGAUAUGGAAAAAGUGACGUAUGUAUCCUCCGCCAUAUUGACCGCAACGUCGAUAAGGAAGUGUAUCUUUUUUAUCUUCUUUUUAUGUUCGCGAAUAACGUUCAGAGGAAGGGAGAAAGAACGGGUAUAUUUGUUACAAUAAUUCGUGCCAAAUAGAUGAUAUAUUGAC